Molecule: messenger RNA, 567 nt
Organism: Schizosaccharomyces osmophilus
Lineage: Eukaryota; Fungi; Ascomycota; Schizosaccharomycetes; Schizosaccharomycetales; Schizosaccharomycetaceae
Gene: mic19
Product: MICOS complex subunit Mic19/25
Exons: 1
Coding region: 1-567 (188 amino acids)
Source: RefSeq, a predicted model, not a curated record
AUGCGAAGAGACAGAUGGGAACCUACCAUUUCCCCCUCUCCUGCUCAAUUACACAGUCAACAGAAAAGUGAAAGAUUUACCAUGGGUAAUAAACCAUCUCGGCAAGAAUUUGUUUUGCAUGCGCCUACAGAGUUUUCGGAAGGCUUAGUGCGCCAUCUCAAGGAAUCUCCGGAAACGGACACAAGUAGAUGGAUGGACAUGGAAGGUUAUAUCCAAAAGCGCGUGCAAUCCGAAUUAAAAAAACUUCAGGACCGUCAAAAGAAAGUCAUUGAUGUCCUUAUAGAUGAAGAAUGGAAGCAAAAUACAGAACUUGAAAAACAAAACGAAGGAUCCUUAAACUCGAAUCUACUGAAAAACGAAUUCACUGCUUUUCGUGAAAGAUUGGAGAAAGAAUCUAGUGCUCAUCAAUCCAUAAAAAAUGAAACCUUGAAGGAGAUUGAAAACACUCGGUCCGAUUUAUUUGCAUGCAUGUCAGAAAACGCCGAUAAAUCCCUUCUUUGUCGCCCGUUUGCAGAAAAAUUUGUUGCUCUUACAAGCGCUUUUAAAGAAUCUCCCUCUGAUUCUUAA